This is a messenger RNA of Sphaeramia orbicularis (orbiculate cardinalfish), 4068 nucleotides long. RefSeq names its product ribosome binding protein 1a (gene rrbp1a). The record is from RefSeq and is a predicted model, not a curated record. The transcript is spliced from 27 exons. Gene Ontology annotation, biological process: protein transport. The coding region runs from base 225 to 3587 and encodes 1120 amino acids. Gene Ontology annotation, cellular component: endoplasmic reticulum membrane. NCBI's taxonomy places the organism in Eukaryota, Metazoa, Chordata, Actinopteri, Kurtiformes, Apogonidae.
CCAACACGUCUAGCCAGCUCGAAGUGCCACGACUUCACAGCAGACCACGGAUUCUCCAGCGGAGUGAGGGGGGACCUCUGGAAAAAGCAAGUCAGCUAGAUAGCUGGAUAAAUAGGUAGAUUUGCAAAGAAGUCACUACGUUAAGAAGUCAAAGCAAUUUCCCUCGCUCCCUUUGAAGAAGCAGACGUAGCUACAUCACCAUCGAGCUAAACUGAAACUUAAAAAUGGAUAUCUAUGACCCCCAAACGCUUGGAAUAAUGGUAUUUGGUGGAUUCAUGGUGAUCUCUGCAGUUGGGAUCGCUCUUGUCUCCACCUUCUCAAUGAAGGAGACCUCUUACGAGGAAGCACUGGCUAAGCAGCGCAGGGAAUUAGGUAAAAUACAGUCUGUUCGGUCUGAGAAGAAAAAGAAGGACAAAACAUCUGAGAAGAAAAGCCGUGGAAAAAAGAAGGAUGAAAAGCCCAAUGGAAAAAUCCCAGAGCCCGAAAAAAAUCAAGAGGAAUCUGAAGCUGACUCAGUUGCUGAGUCUGCCUCUGCUCCAGUUGUAGCGGCUGUCCCUGCUCCUGCCACUGAGCCUGUGCCUGCUAUUGAAGUUAAACCAACUAUAACCCCGGUGCCAGCAGACACCCAACCUGGAGUUACCGCUGACCCAAGCCCUGUUCUUGCUGAGCCCUCCCCUGCACCAUCUCCAAAAGAGAAAAAGAAGAAGAAGGUAGCCAAGGUUGAGCCUGCCUCCUCCCAGCCAGCUCCACCAGUGUCAACUCCUGCACCAGUCAAGUCUUCCUCUGCCCUUGUAUCCACCCAGGCCUCUGCCGCUGCCCCAGCUAAGGCUGCCCCAUCGGCAGCUAAGGCUGCUCCUGCACCUGUGGUAGCCAAGCCUCUCGCUGCUUCAGCCAAGGCAGCCCCUACCUCUGCCCCUGCUCCAUCUCCUGCAUCAACUAAAUCUGCCCCUGCCUCAGCAAAGCCUGCCCCAGCACCAGCUAAAGCAGCCACAGUUCCAGCCAAGUCUGCUGCUGCUGCUCCUGCCAAGUCUGCACCAGCUCAAGCCAAGUCUGCCCCAGUGCUGGAGGCCAUCACCAAAGAAGUCCCAGUGAUGGCUGUGCCACCAGUGGGAUCUCAGCAGACCACUGCUCCUACAGCCAAAGCACAAGAGUCCAAGAAGAAGGCCUCCAAGAAGAAGACUGAGCCUGUGGUGGCGGCAGAUUGUGCUGAUGCUCCCCUCUACCUACCCUACAAGACACUGGUGUCCACCAUCAGUAGCAUGGUUUUCAGUGAAGGAGAAGCUCACAGGCUUAUUGAGAUCCUGUCUGAGAAAGUAGGCAUAAUUCAGGACACCUGGCACAUGGCCACUCAGAAAGGAGACCCAGUGGCUAUGCUGAAGAAACAACUGGAAGAGAGGGAAAAACAGCUGGCUGCAGAACAAGAGGAUGCCUCUGCAGCUAAAAACCGUUUGAGGGAACUCACCAAGGAGUUGUCUGCAGAGAAGUCCAAGGUUGCCAGUGUUGAGACGAGACUGAGUUCCCAGCUGAGUAAGCGGGAGCAGGAAAUGAUUGCUCUGCAAGCUCGCAUGCAGGCCAGUUACCAGGAUCAUGUAGCCCAGACCCAAAGGCUCAAUACAAAAAUUCUCAGCCUGCAGGACCAGCUGGAAAAAGGCCCCAAUGCCCAGCUGGCCCGUCUACAGCAGGAAAACUCCAUACUCCGUGAUGCCCUCAACCAAGCCACCAGUCAGGCUGAGAGCAAACAAAAUGCGGAGUUGGCCAAACUGCGCCAGGAAUGUACAAAGCUAACUAAGGAACUUGGAGAGAAGACAGAAAGUCUGCUUGCUGAUGAGCACAUCAGGAAAGGGCUAGAAGCCAAAGUCUCAGCUACUGAGAAGCAGCUCACCCUGCUUCAGGCCAGUCAUGCUGAGAGUGAGCAGGCAUUACAGAGGAGGUUGGAGGAGGUGUGUGAGGAGCUCAGAACAACACAGAGUAAAAACAGCAGUCUGCAGGCCACUUUGGAGAAGGCCCAACAGGACAGCAGCACACACUCAGAUUUACAGGUACGUAUUGGGGGACUGGAGGCUGAGAUCAGGGAACGAAGUGCUCAGGUGGAAAACCUCACUGCCCAGUUGGAGGAGGCAAAGACAGAAAAAGGUCAGCUUGUGCAGCAGGUGUCCACCAUUACUUCACUGCUGGAGGCGAGUCAGAACCAAAAGGAGGAAGAUAAUAGUCAGCAGGCGAAUGCUGCAGAUUUGGAACAACUAAAGCUCAGCCUUCAGGAGCGAGACAACCAAUUGAAUGUGCUCCAAGAGGAGCUGAAGCAGCUACAGACGAAGCAGGAAGCUGCAGAGAACACUAUUGCUGAGUUAGAGCAAAGAAAUAAAAGUGAGAAUGCCAACCUUAUCUCUUCACUUCAGGAUGAGCUUAAAAACUUAAAAGAACAACUUGAGAACACACCACAGCCAGAUAUGUCAGAGCUUGGACAGCUGCAGAAUAGUCUGACUGAGAAGGAUGCCCUUGUCACAUCACUACAAGAGGAACUCAAAGAAGUCAAGGAAAAGGCAACUAUUGAUGAAAACGUAGUGGCACAACUAAAAGCUUUUCAAGAUGAAGCCAAAGAAACUCUCCAGACACUCUUUCCACAGAUAUCCUUAGAGACAGAGCAGCCCAACUGGUCAGGAGUUUUUACACAAAAAGCUCAGGAGGCUCUCAGUCGGCAGAGCCAGGAGCCUCAAUCAAGCGCAGCGGUGCCAGAGUUGCUUGAGAAACUGAAGGAGGCUGAGGAGAGCCAUGGAUCACUGCAAGCUGAAUGUGAUCAGUACAGGACAGUCUUGGCUGAAACAGAAGGAAUGCUGAAACAUUUGCAGAAGAGCGUGGAGGAGGAAGAGCUUGUAUGGAAGUCAAAGAUGGCUGACUCUGAGGAACAGCUGAGAGUUGCUUUGGAGAAGACCCACAAGUUGGAGGCAGAAAAUCAAAGUUUACAACAGUUGAAGGAACAGAUAGCACUGCUGGAAGCACAGCUGGAGAGACAGUCUGACGACCAGGGGGCAUCUGAAGAAAUGGAGCAAGUACAUGAGCAGGUGAAGCUGCAGCUGCUAGAGUGUCAGAGCCAGCUGGAAGUGGCCCAGAAGGAGGCCCAGGCUCAUAAGGAGGAGCUUGCACAGGUCCGAGAGCAGCUGGGUGAACUCAUGAUGCAGGCUCAACAAGAGCAGAAUGGCCCAGCUGAAGCUCAACCCAGUCAGGUCCACCACGAGUUGAGCCAGACGACUGAUCAGCUGCAAGGGGAGUCAGCUCAGAGACAGCAGCUCUCUGAGGAGUUAGAGCAGGCUCAAAAGAAUAUAACAGAACUUCAGGCGCAGCUGGAUCUUCUCAAGGAUUCAGCAGAGACAACCCAAGAUGGAUCAGAGGAUGUUACUCAGCUCAAGGAGCGCCUGGAGAAGGAGAAGAAGCUCUCCAAAGACCUGGGCCAGGCAGCCACCAAACUCCAGCAGCUGCUUAAAGCCACGCAGGAGCAGCUAAGCAAAGAGAGAGACACAGUGAGAACACUACAGGAGCAUCUGGAUGGCAAGGGAGAGUAUACUGAGCUGAAGGAAGGUACAUCCGUCUGAGAGGAAGUUCACUGGAGACACUACACAAAACUGCCAAAUAUGCCUUAUGAUUACCAUAGUUAUGCAUUCCAAAGCUAUUGUUUUUCUUGUACUGUAGUUAAUUGCAUUUAUUGCAACAGUAGGAAUCAAAUAUUUGAUAUGAAGAACAUUUCGAAGAUUAGAGGAGAAAAUCCUGUUGAAAUCUUUACUGAAACUCACAUUCCAUCAACAUUUCUGACUAUGUCAGAAGUAAUUUAUCCCCCUGCCUUUUAUUCCAAACAUUUCCCCAUAGUUCAGUGUUAAAAGGGAAACCGACUGUACGUCAAACGUGCAUCAACCUGUGCAAUUACUUUGUAUGUAUUUUCUAUGUGGUUGAUUGAUGGGAACAUUUUAUGGUUCAACGGUGCAGUACCUUUUGGGCUUGCCUCUCCAGUAGCUGGCCAAUUAACACGUUGAAUAUGAAUUUGUAUGAAUGAAUAAACUACAGUGUAGCUCUAUGUAA